UAUAUAUCUCGAAUGACGGCAUUGUGCACUCUCUGCGCGUUUGAACAUACGCAAAACUCGCAAAAGUCAAGUGCGCGCACCGCGACAGAGCGGGAGAGCGCCCUUUCUUUUCUCCCUUUUUCCCGAUCGCGUGUCGACGGUUUUUAAAAGCCGCGCGUGUCCGAAAAAGCCGUGUUCAAAACGCCGCAUGGAAAAACGUUGUGAUAGGAGUGAAGACUCGAGCAAAUCUUGAGUACUGUAUACCGUGUCACAAUCCACUAUUAAUUUCUCGCUUCCCCCCUGUCAUCCUUUUCUCCGUUUUUCCUCCAGUUAUUUAUCGUUUCCUCUCUCUCGACUUCUGUCCCGUUUCUUUCUCGCGUUUCUCUCCACUCGUUCCUUCUCGUACUUCUCCCUUUCGCUGUCCUUCUCAUUCUUCCUUUCUCUCUUCUUUGCUACGGCGUCGUCUCGUGGGGUCAGUGUCUGCUCGAUCGGAUCCUGAGCAGGAACAUACCGGUGGCGGAGGAAGAGGAGGACGAUCUCUCUCUUGCAAUCACUGCAGCGUGCCACGUACUUUGAAAAUCGUUUUCGGAGUGUUCCGUUUUUUCGCGCCACGCGACUGUGAUACAGGAACUAUGUAACAACGUCAACGACGAUAAGCACGGGGACAGUCGUCGCGAAAUCAACAUCGAUAGAUCAAUUAUUGCGCACAAUCGCUGGCGGGACUUGAUCCACCGCCCGUCUCGCGUUCGCAACGUAGAAAACUCACGCUCGUUUCUUAUCAUGCCGCUCUUCGCGUAGUAUCGUUCGUUUUUUUUGUCUCAUCUCUGUCGUACCCUUGCCCUCUCCCCUUGCCGCAUCAUUCCCCGUUUUUCCCUCUCGCACGCGUGUACUCGUUGCGCGCUCUUUCCCUCUCCACACUUUCCUCCUUUGCGGCCGCCGCUCGCCGUCUCGCUUGCUCGCGCCGCGUGUUUUCUCGCGAGCGAAUACGACAAAAAGGAAAACCGACGCACGAGUGAUACUGCCGCGCGAAAGACAAACACAUACCAUCUUGGAAAGAAAGAGAUCGAACUAGUCGUGAGUUUGUGUUUUUGUUUAUCCAGGGUGGACUGCACACCGUACUGCUGGUACUGCACGAAACCAAGUAGACGUCUCUCUCCUCUUUCUCGGAAGGACGAUUCAUCGCUGGAGGCAGUCGCGAAAAAUCAACUUGUGAACAACUCCGCUGCUGCGCAUCGUACUGAUCGUUGCGUCGUCCAGAAGUCAUGGCCUUCGGUUUCGUUAGAAAAGACAAAUUUCGUGGCUGAGAGACCGAUCGUGCCGCUACGGCUUGCGCCAGGAUUACUGAUCUCGAAAGUUGCACCGAGGAGAAAAGGAAGAAACGAAGUUUUCGACGAAGAGACACGCAAAAGAAUCUGAAGAAAUAAAAGGUGGAGAUAAACGUAAGAAUGGACUAUGAGGAAACUUGGUACCGGCUGGUACUAGACGAACGGUCGGCCACGCUUGUGCGAAAUCGUCGGUCAUUGUUGUCGGCGCGUCUCCGAUCCGUCCAAUCCCGAAGCCAGCGACAGGUGUCGCGUGUGGCAGCAGAUACGAGCUCGACAGGUGCGAUAAUCGGGGGUGGCCCGGUCGUUGCCGCCGCCGGGCCGGCGAUGCGACGAUGAGCUCGCCGAGGGUGCUGCUACCCCUCCACACCCGACCAAAGCAGCCCCGCGUAGUAGCAAGGCCGGGUAGUCUCGGAAACUGCGGCAGUAGCAGCAGCAGCAGCAGCGAGGCCGAGCGACGAGGAGCGGCAGGCGGUUCAAGGCCGAAACUAUUCGCGUGGCCAUGGACUACGAGGCGAGGAACGGAACCGGCAGCAACGACAACGAGGAGUACACCAAUAUUUACUUCAUCGUCGGCGACCGCAGGGAGACGGCCACUUACAAGACAAAUCAGGUCACGGACAUGGAGCUCAAGGAACUCUUUAGAAGCGCGGCAGAGGCUGGCCCUCUGGAUAUCGUGAAGCUUUGCAAAGGAGACAAGCUCCUCAACAUUUCGACUCAUCUACCGGCGAACACGCCCGAUACGCCCUAUGUUCUUCAGAUCGUUGGCGCGCAUCCCGCUUCCUCGGGGGUGAUCGAGGCGGAGGUGCUGUGGGCUCUGGAGAGGCGAGUGGCGGCUUUAGAGCGGCAACUGCGGGAGCAUCAGGAAGCUUUAUACGCCACACCCUCCCUCGCCUUGCGAGAACUAAAACGCCAAGUGGACAGUUUUAAGAACAAAUUGGAGAACAACGAUCAGCUGAGCUGGCUUAGUUUCUGCAAGCAGCUUUCGGAACCCAUUUAUAUGGAUUCUUGCCGCAGAUUGCAGUACCGUCGGAAGAGCGACAGCAUGAAGCGGAAGGUUCGCGAGAAGUUCCUCAACAUCUGCGACGUGACAGUCUCGUCGAGCGUUCGUGAGUGGCUACGCUCGCCAGCUUUCGACGCGCGACAGUGGGAAGACGAAGAGCUGCUGCUGAUGUUGCAGACGAUGUUCGUCGAUCUCGACCUACCUCAAAAGUUCAACAUUCCUUUGCCGAUCUUGAGGAACUUCCUCUACGAGGUCUAUAAUAAUUACAACGAGGUGCCGUUUCACAAUUUCAGGCACUGCUUCUGCGUGGCGCAAAUGAUGUACGCGAUAGCUUGGGCGGUGGAUCUCCCGUCGAAAAUCGGCGACCUCGAGGUCCUCGUACUGAUCGUCUCCUGCAUCUGCCACGACCUGGAUCAUCCGGGCUACAACAAUAUCUACCAGAUAAACGCGCGGACCGAGCUGGCGCUGCGUUACAACGACAUCUCGCCUCUGGAGAACCAUCACUGUUCGGUGGCGUUUCGGGUGCUGGAGGCGCCGGAGUGCAACAUCCUCGCAUCCCUUGACAAUCCCACGUACAGAAUAGUGCGCGAGGGCAUCAUCAGGUGCAUCCUGGCCACCGACAUGGCCCGGCACAACGAGAUUCUCGGCCAGUUCACCGACACCAUUCCCGAAUUCGAUUACACCAGCAAGGCGCACAUAAAUCUGCUGUCCAUGAUUCUGAUCAAGGUGGCCGACAUAAGCAACGAGGCGCGGCCGAUGGAGGUUGCGGAACCGUGGCUGGAUCGGCUGCUGCAGGAGUUCUUCAAGCAGAGCGAUGCGGAGAAGCUCGAAGGUCUUCCGGUAACUCCCUUCAUGGAUCGCGACAAAGUGACCAAACCGUCGUCCCAGGUUAGCUUCAUCGGCCUAGUUCUCCUCCCUCUCUUCGAAGCUCUCGGCGAACUUCUACCCGAGUUGCAGGAUCUCAUAGUUCAACCAGUCAGGGAAGCUCUCGAGUACUAUCGCAGACUGAACGAGGCGGCCAAGGACGAGCGUCAUCAUCGGAAGAGUGUGGUGGACGUUGGGGAAUCGGCGCCACCCAACGCGCUAAGCGGAGGUAUUAUUAGUUCGUCCGCCGUCAUUAAAUCCACGUCGUCGCACAGCAUGCGCUCGAAAAGAUCCGCUUGCACGAUCCACUCGCGCUCGCGCUCCACCGACGACGACAUCACGGAUAACCUGACCAUGGAAGACGCGGAGAACGUCGAGAGUUCCGAUCCAGAGACCGCGACGGAGGUGGAAGUCAGCGAGAAGACACUCAAGUUCAAAAUCUCUACGGAAGGCACGCUAGCCGGUACGACCGGUGGUCGGAAAAGCUAUCCCGGCAGUCGGAAAGGCAGCCGGGAGAAGUCCUCGUUGGAUUAUCACAAUCACGACCUGGCCAAGGCUGUCCGGGAUCACGAGUGCGAGAGGAGACGCAGCCGAGGUGAGAAUCUCGGCAGCGACUUGAGCUCGCCGGCCAGUGCGAGAUCCGCCGAAGGUACGCGAAUCGUCGAGGAGAUAGAAAAGGAAGAGAUGGUUUUUUUAGAUGUUGUCAAAAUUGAAGGCAAAACGCCUGAGGGAAACGGGAACGUCGUCGUAGCGGAGGCCCGCUCGCAACCGAGAAACAAUGUGAGGAAGACCAGCAGCGUCAUAGAAAACGAUCCGGAGAGUAGAUCUAAUCGUAGAGACGCGCACAGCAGUCAAGAAUCGGUCGGUCUGCGAUGUUGCUGCGACGACAAAACCGGGCCCAACAAUCACAAAUCCAUAUUCUCGCGACUCAGAAACCUUACGGACCGUCUGAGCAUCAGCUUCGACUCCAAGGAGUCACCCACUCCGAAACCGAAGCACACGAAGAUGCUCAGCAAGAGCAACUCGGUGAGUAGCAGCUCGGCCACCUCGUCAAGGCACCACACUUCCCUCUUCAUCUGCAAACGCUGCAAUCUCACCAAAGACAGCACCAAGAUCGCGACCGUAGUGGAGCUAUCGUCGGUCGACAAACGGGCGAUGACUCUGCCCAAGGUUCGCAAGUCCACGGACUGUAAGAACAAAAGUUGGCGAACAGUAUUUGCCAAGGAGAAGAGGUCGUCCACUUCCCUGGAAGCCUUACCGGCAGCCAGUUCCGGCGGCUCGUACUCCAAGCACCGCAGAAAUCUCUCAAAUCCCGAGGGCAAGUCGCAGAGUAUGAAGGAGAUGAAAACCCGGCAGCGUUUGGAUAUUGAGUUUCGGGAGAUCGAGGUGCGCCCAAAGAAGCAUCAGCAGCAACCUGAAAUCAUAGUUAAUCCGGACGAUAGCGUUUGCGACAUCGAGGAGGAUCUCGGCAAAGUGGAAAUCAGGAGAAGCUCAGCUAGCAUGGAGGACAUCUCCAAGAUGGCAAAGCAGGCGGAGGCUGUUAUAUUAGGCGCGCUGGAUCCGAAGAAAGCGGAAGAGCGUCCUCAUACCGGCAGCCUGGAUUCGAUGCUCUGCAAAGAGGUAUGCAAGUCGCGAAAAAAGCAUCCCGCGUUCUCCUCGCCCGCAACGACAAAGAAAUCGUCGCCCGGUCUAUUCUCGCGCUUCAAAUCCGGUAUGAGUAUCGACAGCACCCGCAGUAAUAGCAACAGCGAUUCUCUGCACGAUCACGGUUCGCAAAGCGGCUGGAUAUCCUCGUUGACGGCCAGUUUCCGGCCGAAGAGGCAUCCGAACGAGACGCCUUUAUCGCCGCAUCCACCGAGAUCGCCCAGCAGAGAAGAGAUCAAGUGAUACGUUCUAGUGGUCGAGGAUUCCUCCGAGAAGAAGCUUGGCCUCCGCGGCUGGUGGCCCGAGAACUUGUUCUGCUGCAACAGCUAAGACUCGAGCGAAAGAGUCUUAUCUCCAAAGAGGCUAAUUUAGAUCCAGAAUUAUUUGGAAAUAUCGCUACACGAAAAACGUUUGAAAAAGAGAUUCAAUUUUCUAACUUUCUAAAAUCAUUUGUGUUUUUCCGUCGCAGUAUUAAUUACCGAUAUCGAUUAAUAGACGCGAUAGAUCGAAAGCAGUCAAUUCGAACGAACACAUUUACUCGAGCAAGAAUUAUUAAGAAGAUGUUAGAUAUGAUUUCCGAUUGGAUUGUAUUCUUCUUGAUUGAACUCUUUUUGCGGAGGAAUCUUCAUAGGACCAUAAUUUUCUGUCAUUGACUGAGUGUUUUAUGACGAUCGCAAGAAUCGAGAUAUGUUUAUUCGCGAGGGACACUUACGGCCUGCGGGAAAAACGAGGAAAUACGCUAUAGACUAUUUUAUUUAUUGUCCAAUUAAAGAAUAGCCUAAUGAGUAAUCAUUAAUGUUGUUCGUUGCUAUACAUAUAUACAUAUAUAUAAAUAUACAAAUGCAGAUGUAUACAAAGACGCAAGGAUAUACACAUCUCCAUCGAGACACGAAUGUGCAUAUAUAUAUAUAUAUAUAUAUAAUAAUAUAUAUAUAUAUAUAUAUAUAUAUAUAUAAAUAAAAUAUAUAUAAAAAAAAAUCUAUAGUGUAUACACAAGCAUAAUAGGAGCAUAAGUGGAUAAAUAUAAGUAUGAGACAAACAAGAAGAAGAAGACAAACAAGUAAAUAAAUAAGCGUGGCUCUGUCGUAUCGAUGUUGAGUUUCAGGAAUUGUGUAAACGUUGAGGAUAUGAAAGGUAAGAGAAUAUAUUAUCAUACUAUUUUUAAAAUAUUCUGAGAACAUUUCUGUUCUGCAGAUAAUAUUUCUCAGAGUUUACUAGGAAUAUUACAAUUUUUCGAAAAUGCGUGGUUAUUCUGAGGCAUAUGAUUAUUGUGAGAUACUCUCGCUCCUCUAAAAAGCAGAGCUUCAGAAUAUUCUCAUAGAAUUAGUAGUUGCCACGGCGAAAGGAGAAAAUUGAGGGAGAUUUGUCGAAAUAAUUAUGCUUUAUUACUGCAUAUUUGUCGAAACGAUUCACAUGGUAGAAAAUCUUGUUGAUUCAUCGAUAGUUAGGAGAACACACGGAGAAAAUACGUCACAGAUUUAUCUCUUAUCUAGUCGCACUACUAAAAUGGAAAUUCAACUUGGAAAAUUAUUUGUUAAACUUUUAAGUAGGAAAUUAAUUCGAUUAGAAAGGAACAAUUUGUUUGAAAUUUCUCGAACAGAUCAGCAAAGCCUUUGCCAAAUAUUCUCAGCGUUUUUCUCUGAACAUAAAACUGUAAAAAAAGAACAUAAUUUCAAGAAAAAAAAAAAAAAAAA
Molecule: messenger RNA, 6506 nt
Organism: Linepithema humile (Argentine ant)
Lineage: Eukaryota; Metazoa; Arthropoda; Insecta; Hymenoptera; Formicidae
Gene: Pde9
Product: phosphodiesterase 9
Biological process (GO): signal transduction; cGMP catabolic process
Molecular function (GO): 3',5'-cyclic-GMP phosphodiesterase activity
Source: RefSeq, a predicted model, not a curated record